UUUGGCACGUUGUGCUCUACCAUCUCACCCCGAAUAUCUCGUUUUUCAUCAAUCUUUGCCAACGUUUUCUAUCCACCAUGUCCGCCAGUCCUUCUCCAUCCGCCGGUGGCGAUAGCAAGCAGUCUGAUCAGAUUCAUUUUCGGUUCUGUCGUGAAUGUUCGAACUUGCUUUACCCGAAAGAGGACCGCAUCAACAACCGCCUGAUGUUCACCUGCCGAACCUGCCAUGUCGGCGAACCUGCCACCUCAUAUUGCGUAUACCAAAACAAGCUGAACACACAAGUCGGUGAUACUGCCGGUGUGACUCAGGAUGUAGGAUCUGAUCCUACGGUUAGUCUCCCUGGGUUUUGUCUCCUUUGUGGGGAUGUGGUCACUUGUUUUGUCUGUGGAUCGGGCUCUGAAACCGCUUGGCCCGAUGAGGCAUAUAAAACUUGCCUGGAACUUGAAUCCCAUGAGUUGUAAAGGCAAACAUGGCUUGGAAUCCUCGGGCUAACCUGCGCUUUCUUCUCUCUAGCUUCCCCGAUCCAACAAGGUCUGCCCAAGUUGCGGUGAAGCCGAAGCCGUGUUCUUCCAAUCCCAACAACGAUCAGCGGAAACAGGAAUG
Messenger RNA from Aspergillus ochraceoroseus IBT 24754, 603 nucleotides. Its product is annotated as DNA-directed RNA polymerase II core subunit RPB9. The coding region runs from base 78 to 461 and encodes 127 amino acids. Lineage: Eukaryota; Fungi; Ascomycota; Eurotiomycetes; Eurotiales; Aspergillaceae. The transcript has 2 exons. The record is from RefSeq and is a predicted model, not a curated record. Gene Ontology annotation, molecular function: DNA-directed RNA polymerase activity. Gene Ontology annotation, biological process: transcription-coupled nucleotide-excision repair; transcription initiation at RNA polymerase II promoter; maintenance of transcriptional fidelity during transcription elongation by RNA polymerase II. Gene Ontology annotation, cellular component: RNA polymerase II, core complex.